AUGUUAAAUGAGAUACGUAAAUUAACUUCUACUGACCAAUGUUCGCAUGCUAUUUUAUCAUCUAUUGGUAAUCGAGAUUCACUAAUACGGGAAUCAUCUGCUGAUGACCUUGAUCCACUAAUAACGGAAUCAUUUGGUGAUAAUCUUGAUUUACUAAUAGUAAAAUCACGUGUGGAUAAUCUUGAUUCACUAAUACCAUUUGAUGAUAAUUUUGAUUUGCUAGUACUGACUAAAACACGAAUCUAA
Loa loa (African eye worm) is the source of this 246-nucleotide messenger RNA. RefSeq lists its product as hypothetical. The transcript has a single exon. NCBI's taxonomy places the organism in Eukaryota, Metazoa, Nematoda, Chromadorea, Rhabditida, Onchocercidae. The record is from RefSeq and is a predicted model, not a curated record. The coding region runs from base 1 to 246 and encodes 81 amino acids.